This is a messenger RNA of Loxodonta africana (African savanna elephant), 618 nucleotides long. It is a transcript of the gene LGALS2, whose product is annotated as galectin 2. Gene Ontology annotation, molecular function: carbohydrate binding; galactoside binding. Bases 1 to 456 code for a protein of 151 amino acids. The transcript has 4 exons. Lineage: Eukaryota; Metazoa; Chordata; Mammalia; Proboscidea; Elephantidae. The record is from RefSeq and is a predicted model, not a curated record.
AUGCUGGAGAAGAAUGGACGCUUCUACACAGACAGCAAUGGCCGGGAGAUCCUGGAGAGGAGAUCCAACGAAGAAUUUGAGAUCAAGAACAUGGACAUGAAGUUGGGGGCAACCCUAAAGAUCAAGGGCAAGAUCGCCAAUGAUGCUGUUGGCUUUGUGAUUAACCUAGGUCAGGGGGCUGAGAAACUGAACCUGCAUUUCAACCCACGCUUCAAUGAGUCCACCAUUGUCUGCAACUCUCGCGAUGGCAGCUGGGGCCAGGAGCAACGUUCAAAUCACCUGUGCUUCAGCCCAGGGUCAGAGGUCAAGUUCACCGUGACCUUUGAGAACAAACAGUUCAAGGUGACCCUGCCAGAUGGACACGUGCUGACCUUUCCCAAUAGGCUGGGCCACAGCCACCUGAGCUACCUGGGUGUGAAGGGUGGGUUCAAGAUCUCCUCCUUUAAGUUGGACUGAGUGGGUACCUCUACUGAAAGCCAUAAUAAAACACCCGGGACCAGAUUCUCUGCCAAGUCUUCCUCAUCACAGCAGGCUGGGGGCCAGGCUCUAUCCCUCCUUUCCCUCACCCACCUGCAGUACCCCCCGCCCCCCGCUUAUUCUCCUCCCACAAGGAUUAAA